Polistes dominula (European paper wasp) is the source of this 3524-nucleotide messenger RNA. RefSeq names its product homeotic protein antennapedia (gene Antp). Gene Ontology annotation, biological process: anterior/posterior pattern specification; negative regulation of transcription by RNA polymerase II. The record is from RefSeq and is a predicted model, not a curated record. Gene Ontology annotation, molecular function: DNA-binding transcription factor activity, RNA polymerase II-specific; RNA polymerase II cis-regulatory region sequence-specific DNA binding. Lineage: Eukaryota; Metazoa; Arthropoda; Insecta; Hymenoptera; Vespidae. Gene Ontology annotation, cellular component: nucleus.
UAGUCGCGCGAGUAAUACCGCGUCGCGCUCACGUGAGAAAGAUUGGUCUUUGUAAACAUUUCUAUCGAAGUAUAAAAGAAAGAAAGUAAGAGAGAGACACACACAAAGUUUUAGUGUUAUAUUUAAAAUCAACCGCGGGAAAUUUAUCGUUUCAAUUAUUCGUCUCAAUCGACGCGUGUGAUUCCAUAAUGUUUUCAACAUACUUAAAUAAGCAGUAUUUGUUUUUAAAUCAUUCGAUAUACGAGCUCGAUCACGUGGAUCAUUUGAAUCUUGUUAAUGAAUGUUUAUUGACCAAGAUGGAUCUUAGUCGGGAACGUGUCAAAACAUUGUGAGACCAAACAUGGAUACAUCCUAGUGAACAUUUUAUUUGAAAAUAAAACAGAAUUAAAAGAAGUGAACAACCGAAUAACAUAGCGCGGGAAACAUAUAACGCGCUGGUAGUAGUUGUAUGCUAUCGCCUUUCCGCAAUUACGACACGACGACGAUCAAAAAAGGUGCGGGUGAUGUUAUCGGAGACUCAAGGUCACAUCGUUCCAGUCAUCGAGUUGUAGCCUGUAUACGAUUCACCGUCGUCUUUGUUAAACGAUUCACCACAGACGAGAGAUAAGAGAAACUCGAAGCAUCAUCGGACUUAUGUUAAUUAACAUAUUUUUUUUAUUUAUUACGUAAUUUCGUGUUUCUUUCAACAAAGACAAUCGACUUGUGUUUAUUUUCCAUCGAAGAAUGACGUUUUUAUGAAUGAAACUUUAAAAAGAAAAUUAAUCUAAUUCGAUAUUCGAAUCUUCAGUAUUCUUGUUUGUUUAAAAACCACGUGCUCGAGGAACGAAUACUUAUCAAAACAUUCAGUGAAAUCGAAUGACGCUUAGACGACUAAUUAUCUUUCAAGUAUCUUUACUAAAAUCGUCUUCGUUGACGAAGACUCUUUACGAACAUCGUAGGAAGACGAGAAGAAGAAGGAAAGGUCGGCGCAUGUUACGUCGGUGCGGCGUAAUUUCGUCAAUAGGGUGGGCAGAGGAUCGAAACACAUCCGGAGCAGCUUGGUGCAGUAAACGAAGGAAUCAUAUCGGGGAAGACGAAGGACUCUGACAAGCCUCCCCUUCCCUCGUGUGCGCGACAACUCUUCUCCCCUUUUCGCGUCUCGAUAUUAACGUUCCCUCCCAUCGUUGCUCCAGUUUCCGAUUUUUCUUUCUUCGGUGGUGAGACAAGUGUGAUAAAAAUCAAAUAAUAUGUACCAGUGAUCAGAGGUGAUGGUGGUGUGAUACUACGAGAAGAGGGUGCGCGCGUGUCAGAUUUAUGUGUGUGUGAAUAGAAGAAGCGAAAUAAUACGAGAGAGUGAGAGCGUGCGAGCGAGAGAGCGAGAGAGAGAGAGGGUGAGAGAGAGUGCGAGAGCGAGGACAAGGAUUACGAAGAUACACGGUUAGAGGUGAUAAAUAUAUAAUAUAUGUAAAUGUAUAUGUAUACAUCCAUGUAAAGACGUGUGCCAGUGUGUGCGUACGGAGAGUACAAAAAGUUUAGUUAUAUAGGGGGUAAUAGAAGAGGAGGAAAAGAAAAGAUACAAAAAAAGUGAAAAAAAAAAAAACAGAAGAGAAGAUUGAGGAAGGACAGUUUGUGAGAAGGAGUCUAGGAAAAGUAAGAAAACAAAAUAAAAGAGAGACAGAGAUUAAGAGGGUGGAGAGGGUGGUGGUGAUAUCGGCAGGUGGGAGAGGCGGGACAGUAGUAGUAUAGCAUGAGUUCGUAUUUCGCGAAUUCGUACAUCCCGGACCUGCGAAAUGGCGGGGUGGAACACCCGCAUCAGCAUCAGCAGCACUACGGUGCCGCGGUACAGGUGCCUCAGCAAACGCAAUCGGUACAGCAACAAUCGCAGCAGCCUGGCGAUCCAUGCGAUCCGAGUUUGCUCAGACAGGCGGUGUCCGCACACCAUUAUGGGGCAGGUGGGAGUGCCGGUGGUGCCGGUGGACAGCAGGACAUGCCAUAUCCGAGGUUUCCGCCAUACAAUCGGAUCGACAUGCGAAACGCGGCCUACUAUCAACAUUCACAAGAGCACGCUGGAAUGGACGGUAUGGCGAGCUACAGGUCGGGCUCACCGACCACGGGGAUGGCUCACAUGGGUCACACACCUACGCCGAACGGUCAUCCUUCCACGCCGAUCGUCUAUGCGAGCUGCAAACUCCAAGCAGCUGCCGUCGAUCAUCAAGGAAGCGUUCUCGAUGGCCCGGACAGUCCGCCGCUUGCCGUCGAGACUCAAAUGCACCAUCAAAUGCACACCCAACACCCUCACAUGCAGGCCCAACAGGCACAACAGACUCAUCAACAGCAACAGUCCCAACACCAUCUACAGGCGCAACAACAGCACAUGAUGUAUCAGCAACAACAACAGCAACAGGCUCAGGGUACGACGCAACAGCCUCAACCUGGCAUGCAUCCUCAGCAGCAGCCUCAAACGCAGCCUCAUCAGGGGGUAGUAGCUUCGCCGCUAGGCCAGCAACAACAACCCGCCCCUCAGGGAGCCGCCAGCGCGAACCUACCCAGUCCUCUUUAUCCUUGGAUGCGGAGUCAGUUCGAAAGAAAAAGAGGCCGACAAACGUACACCCGGUAUCAAACUUUAGAGCUGGAAAAGGAGUUUCACUUCAACAGAUAUCUCACGAGGCGGCGACGUAUCGAGAUAGCGCACGCACUUUGUCUUACGGAACGGCAGAUAAAAAUCUGGUUCCAGAAUAGGCGGAUGAAAUGGAAGAAGGAAAAUAAGUCGAAGGGUGAUCCAGGAUCGGGAGAUGGCGACACCGAAAUUUCUCCGCAAACGUCGCCGCAGGGUUGAAAUAAUCACCCGGAGGAGUGGAACUUCCAAAGAGGUCUCAUCUCUCUCAGGGUCGUUAAUACCUUAUUUCCAGCACUACCUCCUUCCCCAAACCCCCUUUUGAUGACCUCCCCCUCCCCUCCACCCCCAAACAAGCCCUCUAUACACCGAAACAUUCCCCCCCAAAACCCUACGCCCCUACCGUCUAAUCAUCCCCAACCAACAAUGACGCUUCUUUUGUCGUGUUAAUCAAGUUAAUCAAGUACCAAAAAAGGACGACGUAGUAGAAAUAGAAAUGAAUAAGACGCGAUGAAGAACGUUCUCGUAGUAUAGAAAAGAAGAGUGAACGAUGACAAGGGAUCUGUGGUGAGAGAGACAAGAAGAGUACGAUGGUGAGGACAAGGACGACAAGAUUGAAGAAAGAGAACGUAAGAUAGCUGAAGGUGAAAGAUAGAGAAAAAAAGGUAAAAGAAAAUGAGACACGAAAGAGAAAGAGAGAGAGUGAGAGUCGGAAGAGAAUUUAUGGGAACGAACGAUGUUAAGGAUGUUACGGAAUGAAGACGAAAAAUAUAAGGAACUGGAUCACAUGCUAAUCAGAACCACGUUAACCUCUAUUACAUUUAAACGAACAUAAUUGUAUUAAAGCCUAUAUAAGUAUACGUCGUCGAAGGAAAUAUACGUGUUUUAAUACGUUGAUUGCCACGCGAUUAUUGUAUGUCUUAUUCCGAGG